AUGUCUUCAGCUUGUAGUGAGGCAUGGCGGCUGGUCAGGCAGGCGAGCGAUGAGCAUGGCGCGGGUGCGAGCGGUUUUGAGCUGCUGAUGGGCACGGCAACACUUAUUUUUGAGCUGGAAGUCGAGGUCUUCUUGCUCGAGGUGGGCGAUCCCGGGCCUGGGGUCAGCGCGAUGAGGGAGGAGUGCCCUAAGGUCGGGGGCGCAACAUCGUCGACGUGUGGCCUGUGCAUCUGCGGGAGUGCCUCAAGCUCUACUCAGGUACGACUGCGGGCCGUCGAGCUCAUCCUGCCCUGCUUCCUACACCUCGACAAGGCACUCCUGCCGCUGUAUGGAGACCAUCAGCUCGACAGCCUCGCCAUCGCGGCCACCGUCAUCUCGACUCUGCUCACACGUUCAUCUUGUGCUUGUGCCGAACGCGCUUUGUCCUGGUUGAGGCGUCCCACCGCAGAGAUGUUGGCCGCCGCUGGGAUCAAUGCCGCAGACUGGCCUGGUCGACUGUCAUUCCACCCGCUUUGCGUCUCGGCCUUGCAUUAUGUUCUUUCCUCAUACGACGACGGUGGCAGGCGCAUAACCGUCCUCGCAGAGGACGCACAUGACCCCGCAUCCUCAACCAUCCUCGCAUCCUACAUCUCCCAUCUCCUCUCCAUUGCCACCACCCACUCCCACACCUCCUCAAACACACAUCGAACGAACUAUUUCACGUACAUCCUCGCCCUCACUCUCUCCCACUCCCCACCCCAAACGCUCACCCACCUCGUCUCCCUCUAUUUUCCUCCCCCUCCCCCUCAUUCUCCCUCUUCUGCCUCGAUAUUCGCCCCUCCACAACUCCCACCCGUCUCGUCCACACUGUCUUCGAACGCACAGACGUCCGCGACCUCCCCGAGUUCGAACAGCGUCAAAUCACUCUCGCCCUCCCCCGUCGCAGUCGCAUGCGCAACUACAAGUGCAAUUGCGGAUGCACGGGCUGCAGAGAUCACCACCGACGUCUCUGAGGCCGUUAAUUAA
Stereum hirsutum FP-91666 SS1 is the source of this 1005-nucleotide messenger RNA. RefSeq lists its product as uncharacterized. Bases 1 to 1005 code for a protein of 334 amino acids. The record is from RefSeq and is a predicted model, not a curated record. The transcript has 5 exons. NCBI's taxonomy places the organism in Eukaryota, Fungi, Basidiomycota, Agaricomycetes, Russulales, Stereaceae.